Messenger RNA from Bubalus bubalis (water buffalo), 6909 nucleotides. RefSeq names its product chromobox 7 (gene CBX7). Gene Ontology annotation, cellular component: PRC1 complex. The transcript has 6 exons. The coding region runs from base 216 to 971 and encodes 251 amino acids. Gene Ontology annotation, biological process: negative regulation of transcription by RNA polymerase II. The record is from RefSeq and is a predicted model, not a curated record. NCBI's taxonomy places the organism in Eukaryota, Metazoa, Chordata, Mammalia, Artiodactyla, Bovidae.
UCGCUCGCGCCGAGGAAAACGUUGCGCAGGUUCAAAAAUGGAACGUCGGCGGCGUGAGGGAGCGCGAGGGGGUGUGCGCGCGUGCGCGUGCGCGUGCGCGCCCGGGCGAGGGUGACGGGGACCCCGCCGGCCCGAGCAUCGCGCGCCGCAGCCGCGGCCCCGCAGCUCCGCCCCCGGCCCGGCCCGGCCCCGGGCCCGCUCGCCCGCCGCCCCGCAUGGAGCUGUCAGCCAUCGGCGAGCAGGUGUUCGCCGUAGAGAGCAUCCGGAAGAAGCGCGUGCGGAAGGGUAAAGUUGAAUACUUGGUCAAGUGGAAAGGAUGGCCCCCAAAGUACAGCACGUGGGAGCCGGAGGAACACAUCCUGGACCCCCGCCUGGUCAUGGCCUACGAGGAGAAGGAGGAGAGAGACCGAGCGUCGGGGUAUAGGAAGAGAGGUCCGAAACCCAAGCGGCUUCUGCUGCAGCGGCUGUACAGCAUGGACCUGCGGAGCUCCCACAAGGCCAAGGGCAAGGAGAAGCUCUGCUUCUCCCUGACGCGCCCACUCGGCAGCGGGAGCCCCGAGGGGGUGGUCAAGGCGGGGGCGCCCGAGCUGGCGGACAAGGGCCCCUUGGUGCCCACCCUGCCAUUCCCGCUCCGCAAGCCCCGCAAGGCCCACAAGUACCUGCGGCUCUCACGCAAGAAGUUCCCGCCCCGCGGGCCCAACCUGGAGAGUCACAGCCAUCGACGGGAGCUCUUCCUGCAGGAGUCACCGGCCCAGGACGUCCUGCAGGCGGCCAGCGAGUGGGAGCCUGCCGAGCAACCCCCCGAAGAGGAGGCAGAGGCAGACCUGGGCGAGGGGCCCCCUUCUUGGACACCCACGCUCCCCUCAAGUGAAGUGACAGUGACCGACAUCACGGCCAACUCCAUCACCGUCACCUUCCGCGAGGCCCAGGCCGCCGAGGGCUUCUUCCGAGACCGCAGCGGGAAGUUCUGAUCCGCCAUUUUUAACUCUUCUUAAACUGUUUUCUGGGGCUCGGGGUGGGGACUUCCGGAAAUGAGGGGGUUAGGGCGGGAUAAUUAUUUUAUUUAAAAAAAAAACAACAACAAAAACAUUGACCAGGAGAAGGGGUGAUGCUCCCAAAACUGUCCCGCCCACCCGCCCCUUUCUCUGCGCGGACGGACAGACGGACGUUUACAGAGCUGAGGCGGGGCGGGGCCUGGGGAGGCCUGGCACUGCUCUGUCACUUGGGACGCCGUCUCCAGGGUAGGACGGGGACAGGGCCAGCCUCCCCCGGACCCCUCUGGCCCCCUUCUUCUCCGGAGAGAUAGCAACAGGUCCCGGGACUAAAGGAGGACGGGAAGAUCUGAACCCUCCCCCCGAGCAUCUUGCCCCUGCCUUUCUGGUUGGUUACCCCUUUUCCCUUCUGUGUGUGUGUUUGGGGAGAGGUCUUUCCUUUUAACUUUGCACUCCAGCUCUUCGAGGGAGAUAGAGACUGGCUUUGAGCAAAAGCGACGGGAUCUGAGAGCUUAGGGGCAGCCGGGAAGGGUUGGAGAUGGCUGGGCACAACCCAGAAAGGUCUCUCCCUUCCCUGGGUGGGGUGGUUGCCAGCUAAUAAGCCCCUUCGCUGAGAGCUACUCCCCAGCCCACCCCACCCCACCUGGCCUGUGAAAACCGAUUACAUGCGCACCUGGCCUCACAGGUGUGUGCACUGUCCCUCGUGCCCUCGUGACUGCACGCACAUGUCUGUAGCCGUGUGCAGCAGGUCUUGGAAACUUCCUGUAUAGAAACCCUGACCAGGUGAAUGGGGGGGUGAAUCACAGCAUAAAAGAGCUUGCUGUAGGCAACCCCCACUCACCCCAUUCUCCCAGCGCUUCACCUGACAGGACCUGUCCAAUCAGCGUGCUGGCGCCCUCACUGGAGGGCAGGGGUCGGCUGGGGCGGGGCGGGGCGGCCAGAUGGCUUCCAGUGCUCCAGGUGUGGGAUGCCCUCUUGUGGUUUCACCUGGCCAGUCACAGGUGUGUGUGUGUGUGUGUGUGCCCUGCAUCAGCGCAGUCAUGGAUGUGCAAGUGUGUGUGUGUAUGCCCUGCAUCAGCGCAGUCAUAGGCGUGCAAGUGUGUGCAUGUGUGCCCUGCAUCAGCGCAAGCUCUGAGGCACUUGGGUUCCAUUCCUCUCCUGCGCGCCCUCUCCCCGUAGGGGCCCCUGUUCUCUCUGACUCAGGUGACUUUCCAGCUCUUCCCCUCCCCUUUUUUUCUGCCCCCCCCCCCCCAACUCAGCCAACCAGACGUGGGUGUGGGUGGUCAGGGAGGGAGAGAGCGUCCCACCACCUUCUCAGGGCAGCCCUUGACUCCUGACACCCUUCCUUCUGUUCUGGGUCUCCUCGGCAUCCACCCUCAACGCUGCAGCUGGGACUAACCUUGUUUCCCCCUGGGGGGACCUCUGUCAUGUCUUCCUGUGAUCGGGCUGUAGCGGAGGGCGGGUCAGGCUGUGUCCAAGCCCCGUCCCCUGCCCCCGCCCUGGCAGGGACUGUGUCUGCCAGAAGAGGGGGCGCUGUGUUUCUAGUUUGCACAGACGCGUCCUGUGGACUAGUGGCUUCUCCCUGUAGUGAGGAGUGAUCUCUUCCCUACCCUGGCCCUGUAGGGGAGAAGCCAGGUUGGGGGUGGGCACCAGGGGAGCAAGCGCAAGACUGGCUCCCUCCCCUGUCCCCAUCUCAGGCCGGGCACUGGGUCCCGACCCGCUCCCUGCCCCAGGGCCAGCUCCAUGCUCUGCUUUGUCCUCAGGAAGUAGGCAGAAUCCUGCUGAGGUUCCUCCAAUAGGGCAGUUCUUCCCCAGACCCCUUCUUCCCAAGUUCCCAAACCAAAGACACCCUACAACCCCACUUUUCUUUGGGAUGCCUUGCUGGCCAAAUUCCAGAUCCCUGCGUGUGGGUCCCCUCUUCCUCCUCAGUCCUUUAUUGUCCAGGGUCAAUUCAGUGCUUCCAUUGGGGGAUGGCACCACUCCCCACCCCAUGACUUGAUUCACCCCCAGCCUAGGGGUUUGUGUCUAGAGGAGUAUGUGGGGGUGGACCGGGGAACUGAGGGGCUGUGGGGAACCCUCCUGCCCGGAGCCCUGGGGAGGGGAUGGGCAGCCAGAGUGGGCCGCUGUCCCAGGUCAGGGGCUCCUGGCAGAGGGGAGGGUGGUGGCAGGGGCCUCGCUGUGAUAGAUGCUGGCCCUGGCUUUAAACUUGACUGGCAGCUUCCAAUAGAAGUCACACCCACCCCAUCCCUGGGGUCAGGUGGCCUCCUCCGCCCUCACUUUUAAGAGCUGUUUGUAUCAUGUGCUGGUUUGGGGGGGGUGCUCUUUUGUGGGACGAAGUGGCUGCUGCGGUGGAACACUGCUUGACUCUCAACCCUUCAAGGCCUGCAGGGUGCCCUGCUGUCUGGAGGGCUGAACCCUGGCAGCCAAAGCUCUUAGGACCUACCCACCCAGGACACAGGACGGAGACCUUUGCGAGGGGUUGGAAGUGGCCUUCAGACCUUCUCCAGCCCUGAGCAUCCCAGUGAGGCUUGGGGUGAGGGGACAAGCUGGGCAUGACCUUCCUCCCCACCCCAUAGCCACCCCAGAAGGCCAGUACUCACUUGGGGAGGGGGCAUUGAAAAAGUUGGACCACCUGCCUUUCCUUCCCCCAGGCCCACCUGUUUCGAAUGUAGAGACCGGUUGGUACUUUUGUUUUGCUGUGGGGUGGGGCAAAGGGCGUGUUCUCUGCCCCUGACACGGCCACCCCCCUGCUGAUGCCGCAGGCCACUCCAGGACCACCUCUGCUCUCAGGAUGGUGGUCCUGUCGCCAGCUUCCUCCUUGGCUCCUGCCCCGGGAGAGGGCGCUUCGCUGGUCCGGUGGUUUUUGCCUUUGCUUUAUAACUGGCCCGCCGGGCCUCCAGGGCUCAGCACAAGAACGCUUCCUUUGCACAGAAUGAGCGUCGAGCUUUGUUCAGACUAAAUGAAUGUAUUUGGGAGGGGUUGGGGGGCACGAGUCAAUUCCAAGCACAUGCCUUUUCUGACUGAGCGUGUGCGGGGAGAGCUGGAGCAGAUGCAGAGCGUGGUUUUAUUUUUCUACUGAUGUUGGUAAGAGACUGUAUAGCAUCUAUUUAUUUAGAUGAUUUAUCUGGUAAAUGAGGCAAAAAAAAAUUAUUAAAACAUUAAAGAUGAUUUUAGAAAAAAAGCUUUUGGACACCUGAUCUUUGCUUGCGAUGGCAUCACAGCCAUGCCGAGGGAAGAGCUGCAGCCCUGGGGUGAGCCCUCCAGACCUCUCAGACCCAUCCCCGCCCCAGAUCCAUCUUGGCAAUGCACUGGGCCGGCGCCAGGCAUCUGCGUCGGCUUGUUAAUCUUGAGAUCUGGAGGUGCUCUCUGUACAUUCUCCCUGUCUGGUUAAUUCUCCCCUCUAAGUCUCAGACCCUCACAUGCAGCCCCGCACGUGGUCUCAGCACUCCUGCUCCUGUGUGUCAGUGGGCCUUACAGUUCUUCAGGAGGGUAAGGCAUUUCCUCCUGGGAAGGAGUGAGCUGUCUUUGGUCAAUGCUGGGAUGAGGAGGGGAGAUGAAGGUGAAUUGAGAAGGAAAAGAGUGACCUUGAGGGAUAUCUGCCUCAGGUGUGGCCCUCACAUGGGCACCAGGUGGUCCAUAGGCUAACAAUGCCAGCCAGAGGAGUCAGGGGAUUCUGGUGGGCAAGGUUCUUAGAUCCUUUAUCCCUAAUUUUUCAUCCCAGGGCUUUGGGUUCUGAUUCCUUCCUGUUGGCCCUCAGCAUAAGAGGCCCGUGAGGCCAUUUGUUCAGUCUCCUUUGCAGCUCUGCCUCUCUUACGACUAAAUGUUGGGCCCCACGGCCCGCAGGAUUAUGUCCCAUGGCUGCCGGAUGUCAGGGGCCUUUUAAACACUAAUAAAUAAAAUGCAAAAAUUAUGAUUCAUUUACAUACACGAGGAGCUUCCCAGGUGGUGCUAGGGGUAAAUGGCAGGUGACAUAAGAGAUGUGGGUUCAGUCCCUAGGUUGGGAAGAUCCCCUGGAGAAAGAAAUGGCAACCCACUCCAGUAUUCUUGCCUGGAGAAUCCCAUGGACAGAGGAGCCUGGUGGGCUACAGUUCACGGGUUGCAAAGUCAGACACUACCGAAGGGACUUGGCACACACACCACGCACAUCUAUGAAAAAUAACUCUACUCUCCACAACAACAUCUAGAAGAGGGACUUCCCUGGCAGUCCAGUGGUUAAGAAUCUACCUUCCAGUGCUGGGGACGAGGGUAAAUACCUGAUCUUGGAACUAAGAAUCCCAUAUUCUGUGGGGCAACUACUGAGCCCGAGAACCACAGCUAGAGAAGUCCAGGUUCUGCAACAAAGCCCAUGGGCUGCAACCAAGACCUGCUGCAGCCAAAUAAAAUAUUUAAAAUAGAAAAAACCUGGAAGGCCCAAGUUGAGAGUGGGCUGACCUGGGUCUGCCAAUUCUUUGUUCGAGCUUUCACGCUGAGCCAAGUCCACAUUCAGGGCCACCAUCUUGUAUCCAGUGCUUCAUCUCUGCCACCCAUCCCAGGGCACCACACAGUCAGGAAUUAUCACAGAGGUCUGACCGUGGGGGACCCGUUUCCAUGUCCCACCCUACGGAUCUGCUUUUGAGACCCAUGUCCACAACUCUGUCUUAGCUUCAGUUUCUGUUACGGGUGGAAUUGUGUUUCCAGAACCAGCCCCACCCCCCUCACCUCCCUGAAUCCACAAGUUGAAGUCUCGACCUCCAGGGCUUCAGAGUAUGACUUUAUAUGGAGAUUGAGUCUUUACAGAGAUAAUCAAGUGUAAAUGAUAUCAUUAGCCUGGACCCUAAUCCGAUUUGACUGGUGGGAAAUUUGGGCCCGAGACAGAGAGGGGAAAUAAUAAGAACAGAUACAGGGAGAAGGUGGCCGUCUACCAACCGAGGAGAGAGGCCUGGAACACAUCCUUCCCUCAGCCUCAGAAAGAACCAGCCCUGCCAACACUUUGAUUUCAGACUUCCAGCCUCCAAACUGUGUCAGAAUAAAUUCCUGUUAUUUAAGCCAUCCAGUCUUACUUCAUUAGAGCAGCUAGCUCCUGAAAACUGCUACGGUAUCUAUGAGAACAGAGUCUGAGACUAGGCUUGGGUAUAGGUCUGAGACUUUAUUUUGGAGGUGGUCCCAGGGAGCAGGGUAAGGACUAGGGAGAGAGGGACGGGGAAGGAGGAAAAGCAUGUCAUUGAGGUUGAUGCCGUGGGCAAGAGGGUUGAUUCCACCUGGACUUUGUGAGAAGCAUUCCAGUCCCGCCCUCCAAAUGGUCCCCCACCACCCGGAGGACUGGAGAUGGGAAUGUUUAUCUGAAGCCUCCUGUCUGUCAUUGGCAAGGGUGCCGGGGUGCUGACUCCCUUGUACCUAGAGGCCAAGGGUAUCAGGAGAGUCCAUGGGGCAGGAAGUGAAGAUGGCCCAUUCGUCCUCCCAUGGCUAAAAUCACUGAUGAGGAUGAGAGGACAGGAGGCAAGCACCCAGAAAGAUGAUCCAGCCAGCUUUUUGUUCUGAGUUUCAGGUGGCUGUGGGCACAUAAGUGGGAGAUGUUGAGGCCCUGCCCCUAGGCCACCAGUGCAAGGCCUUGCACCAAGGCCACAGAAGCGGGGCCCAGAACCAAGGACACCUCUGAAGCUGACUGACCCACUUUGUAACUGUUGCCCCCAACCCCCCAUUAUCACCAACAAGCUUUCUGACUCCCAAUUAGGCAAAGAUGCCCAACCCAGUAAAUUCCCUAUAGCGCCCCAACUGGCCUUCCAGUGGGAAUUUUCUUUGUCUUGAGGCUAUAAAAAUUGGCUACUGACCAACAAACACGGUCAACUCUCCCUGGCCUGUCAGGAGUUGUUGGUCCCCCACGCUCACAGUGCCCACUUUAUCUCUGCUCUUUGUUCUUAAUAAACUCUUUUCUGCUGUA